Messenger RNA from Magnolia sinica, 1677 nucleotides. RefSeq names its product F-box/kelch-repeat protein At3g24760. The coding region runs from base 208 to 1350 and encodes 380 amino acids. Gene Ontology annotation, molecular function: protein binding. NCBI's taxonomy places the organism in Eukaryota, Viridiplantae, Streptophyta, Magnoliopsida, Magnoliales, Magnoliaceae. The transcript has 2 exons. The record is from RefSeq and is a predicted model, not a curated record.
GGUAUUUCCAUUUCCAUCCGUUGCGUUGAAAAGUCGUCUACCUCCCCACCACAGCAAACCCAUAAAAAACGACCGAAACUCCCUCCCUAUCUCUCCAAACCCUAACCCUAAAAAUCCAAUUUCUAAAUUUCAAAAUCCAAAUCGAUUCUAAUCGUAGUCUUUCCCACACACGUGUUCGUUACUCUCUAUCUCUCUCUCCAAAUUCCCAUGGAAUCGAAUUGGAACUCCCUCAGCUCCGAUCUCACAGAGCUGAUCCUCUCCUAUCUUCCGAUCCGAUCUAUCAUCGUCGCCUCGGCCGUCUGCAAGGUCUGGCGGUCCGUCGUCACCCAAUCUUCCUUCUCGGCCCGCGUCUCCCCCACCAAGAAGCCCUGGUUCUUCAUCUGCGGCCAGAACAACAUCUUCCCCAAGAACAAUCAGGCAUUCGGUUUCGAUCCCGAAUCAAACGAAUGGAUCCGAUUGCCGACCACUCUCUUUCCCCCGCGGCCCGCCCAGGACGAAUCCUUCAUCGGCUCCGGCGGCUUCUUUUUCAUGACCACUUCCUCCACCUCCAAAUUCAGCUACGCCCCUGUUCUCAAAGGCAGAUCCUCCUGGCGCGAAACCCCGCCUCUCCGCUUCUCCCGCUGCAAUCCCCUCGUCGGAGUGUUCACCGCCGGCUCCCGCUCCAAAUUCAUCGUCGUUGGCGGGGUCCGCUUCAUCGACGGCCUCGUUGGCAUCGAAGACCGCCUCGCUGUCGAGAUUUACGACCCCGAUUUGAAUUCCUGGGAGCUCUGCCCUCCCCUGCCCGCCGGCUUCCGGUCGAGAAAUUCAACGCAGUGGCUGACGUCAGCGCUCUUCAAGGGGAAGUUCUUCGUGUUCGGAAUCUACUCCUGCUUUGUGUCGUCGUUCGAUCUGAAUCGACGGUUGUGGAGCGGAGUCCAGACGCUGCGGCCGCCCGGGGUUUCGUUCUCCUUCUUGAUCGCUUGCAGGGACCAGCUGGUGCUAGCAGGGCUCUGCAACACUCCGAGCGGGCAAUCCUUCAAUCUGUGGAGGGUUGACGAUCGGACGAUGGAAUUCAGUGAGAUUGACAUCAUGCCUCAGGAGCUUCUAUACUGCCUGUUCGACAGCGAUGAAGACGAUAAGUUUGCGAGCUUGAAAUGUGUGGGGUUGGGGGAUCUCAUCUAUGUCUUCAAUGAAGAGCCUCACAAGAAAUACCCUGCCUGCGUGUGCGAGAUCAACGGCCAAGAUUCAAGAUGCAAAUGGAAGAAGGUCCCUGAUCUGCCAGGCCCGGUGAAUCGGUUCCAUAAGCUUAGGAAGCUGGCUUUGGCAGGAAAUCCGCGUCCGGAAGACACUCCUUACAUGGCCCCACGAUGAUGCAUUUAUUAUAUCCACCCCGGUAAUAGAUCAUGAGCCAACAAUUGAGUCAUAUCCGGCUCAAGUGGACCACACCACAUAUACAAGUGGGACCAUGAUUCUCACUGUUAAAACAUUCAUAGGGCUCAAAAUGACUUUUAUUUUUCAUCCAAUCUGCUGAUAAGGUCACAAAAAUUUGGAUGAAGAGGAAAAACAAAUAUUACAGUGAAUCCAAAAUUUCUGAUCCCAAAAAGGAUUUCAAUGAUAGAGGCUCAAUGUCCCGUUACUUUUUGUAGUGGUCCAUUUAAUCUUUAGAUCUAUCUUAUUUUCCGACUCAAUUUCCCACUA